UAUCUUACCAAACAAAUAUGGCGACUGGCUGGGAUGGGAGCCGCUUGCUGUUCUCUGUUUUACAACAUAACAACAGGCCUUUUCAAGUAUCUCUUACCUCUAAAUCUCUCUYCUGGACUUCAGAUGGCAUAGAGGAAUACAAAUCAAAGCAUAGUUGUCACAUAAACACAAUUCCUUUGAAAGAAAUAGUAACCAUUACCCCAUUCAAUCAAGACAAUGUCAAUCAAGACAGUAAUGGAGAUCUUGAAAUGUCAUCAUUAAAAUGCUCAUUUGUUGUGCACAUCAUAAGAAGGAUGAAGCAUCAUAAAUGGCGGACAAGAGCACUUGUAUUUGAGUGUCAGACUAGCAGACUCUGUCAACAAUGGAUAGAUAUUGUCCAACAACAGCUUGCUAGUACAAUACGACCCAAAAGGCUUCUAGUGUUCAUCAACCCUGUUGGUGGCAAGAAACUUGCCGGAAAGAUCUACAGAGAAAAGAUACAACCUUUGUUUGAACUUGCUGAUAUAGAUGCUGAAGUCAUAGUGACUGAGCGUGCUAAUCAUGCAAAAGAUUAUUUAGAAGUGGAAGACCUAGAAAAGCUUGAUGGUGUUGUGACUGUUGGUGGUGAUGGGAUGUUUCAUGAGAUCAUUAAUGGGCUUAUAAGAAGGACUCAAAGAGAUCAUGAUAUUGAUACAUCAUUAUCUGACUUCAAACCAAUACGGCCUGGUCUGACAAUUGGUAUCAUUCCUGCAGGUUCGACUGACACUGUUGCAUAUUGUACUACUGGAAUCAAUGACCCUGUUACCUCAGCUCUACAUAUAAUCAUAGGUGAUGUUCAUCCAUUGGAUGUUUGCUCUGUCAAGCACAGGUCAGAGGUUCAGAGGUAYUCUGUKUCCAUAGCAGCAUAUGGAUUUUUUGGAGAUGUAUUGCAGGAGAGUGAAAARCUUCGCUGGAUGGGACCAAAGCGUUAUGACUGCUCUGGUUUUAAGAAAUUUAUGUUGAACAGGGGCUAUGAAGGUAGCAUUAGAUUUUUACAUGAUGAAGGUCUUGAUUCUCAUCCGCAAGAYACAACACGCUGCAGGACAGGGUGUUUUGUAUGCAAACAAGCUCCUCAWGAGAAUGACUUUGUUGAUAGUUCUGAUGGUAAUGGUGGUCCAGCUAUACAAAAAACCUCUGGRUCAAAGUGGAAGACAGUAGAUGGCCGGUUCAUCAGUAUCAUAGCCGCCAACAUGUCAUGUGCCUGUGCAAAAAGUCCCGAGGGCCUCUCCCCUAGUGCACACCUUGCUGAUGGCUGUAUGGAUCUCAUAUUAGUCAAGCAUACGUCUCGGUUCCAUUACCUUAGACACAUGCUGCGGCUUGCAAGUAAAGCUGAUCACUUCAACUUUCCAUUCGUGGAUGUCUUCCGUGUCAAAGAAUUUCACUUCAAACCUUUUCAUCACGUUGACAACGCCGAGGAAGARGACGGAGGACUGGAGGCCAUUAGCGCAGUGCAUAGUGACAUACAAACACUAGAAGCUGCUUCUAAACAAAGAAAAAACAAACAAAAUGUUAGAAGUUCAUGGAAUGUGGAUGGUGAAUCAGUAGAACAACCUGUGAUCCAUGUCAGAGUCCAUCAUCAGUUGAUAAAAGUUUUCGCAAGAGGAAUUGAAGACUACCAUGAUACACCGACAUGCGCAAUAUGUUACAGGACUUGAUGYCACUUGCCCGUUGUGCGUCCUUCCAUUUAUAACAUAAUACGUUAAACUACAGUGUAAUGCGUAAAGGAUUAAACCAAUAAUAACGUCAGAAGAUGACGUUACUGACGUUUCCAUGGCGUCUUUUUCAACGCCAAAAACGUCAGUAGCUUUUUCAUCUUACCACGGAUUAUAAAAUGAAUUAUAACGAUUAAAUCAAAAACACAUUUUUCACAACUUUACGGUCGGAAAGAAGGGGGUUGGUUUAUGGAGAGGAUUCCGGGCAGGGGGGCCCGGCAGGAAAAAGUAUUUUGCGCAUGGAGGGAAUUAUGGGUAUGUUUACAAACCCAAGUAAAUGUUAGUCAUUUCACUUAUCAAUCGAUCAACGCAUUGAAUAGAGAUCUAAGUUUUUCAUUGGAAAUGUAAGUAAUGUAUGUAAUAAGGUUUUUGUUAUACCCAUAAUUCCUUUCGGUCUGCACCUGUACUAGCUUCUUUUCGCSAUGUGUUGGUUUGUUUUUGGCGGUUAAGAGUAAAGUAAAGCGGUAAAAUAUUCGAUACUUUGUAAAGAAAAUGUAAUAAGGAACAAAACAAAAAAGGUUUUGUUUUUAAAUUUUUAAAGAUACUUCAAGUGUCUAUAUAAUUGUAGAUAUUGUAAAUCAAUUUAUUGUAAUAUAAUAUUAUAUUUAAUG
Messenger RNA from Exaiptasia diaphana, 2341 nucleotides. Its product is annotated as ceramide kinase. Gene Ontology annotation, molecular function: kinase activity. NCBI's taxonomy places the organism in Eukaryota, Metazoa, Cnidaria, Anthozoa, Actiniaria, Aiptasiidae. The transcript is spliced from 12 exons. Bases 18 to 1673 code for a protein of 551 amino acids. The record is from RefSeq and is a predicted model, not a curated record.